AUGUUUGGGGCGCACUUAGGUGGCAUUCUCAGCGCUGGACCAACAACCAUUUUACCGGUUCCGAUUGUAGACAACUGCAAUUUUGUGGCCCCCCCAAUAGACGCUGCAACUGCACGCGAGGUUUUGGGAGAAUUGGUGUUGCCAACACCUGCAAUUGACCUUCACACCUCAUGGAUUUUCACUCUCCAAACCGCGACUGUUGGCCAAACUGCUGAGUUUUCGUUUAGGUCGACCCAAACGUACAUUGACAUCAAUCUGGCCAAGCCUAUCAGGUAUUGGGAUUGGGCUUCCACCUUCCCCGCUGAAAUGCAUCGUCCUUGGGGAAUAAAUGACUUGGGUUCUUUGGAAGUCGAAGUCCAAGCGUUUGGUUCGGACUCGGAGAGAUCACAUUUCAUGUUGUGUCAAGAAAAGUAUCACACAACUAUGCUAUUAAGUCUGUUCCAAGGGAAGCUCAAAGAAAUCCCUUUGCUUUUAACUGUGGCCGAAGCACAGCUGGCCACCGAUGUUCGAUUUGCCGAAAACCAUGUCCUUGCACACCGGAACAACUUCGGAAUGCAUGACAUGUAUACUUUGCAGGAGAGGUUGCGAGGUAAGGUCCAUAAGACGUCGGACACUAGUUAUUCCCCCCCCGAAGGCAAUGUCGCCAUGCUAGAAUUCCUCAAUGCCUUCACGCACUACACGUACUGGCGUACAAAUAAGGCAGCGGUGAUCAACGGAUUUCAUUACGUUGGAUGGACACUGUUUCAUUCUCUCAUUGUCGAUAAGACGUACAAUUGGCAUGCUGGUUACUUCUCUGGCAGAAUUUCCGAUUUUGAAAGUGAUCACCGUUGCAACAGCCUGUGUAGGCGCGUUGGAAUGAAACAACCGGCAAGAUCCUAG
Molecule: messenger RNA, 879 nt
Organism: Melampsora larici-populina 98AG31
Lineage: Eukaryota; Fungi; Basidiomycota; Pucciniomycetes; Pucciniales; Melampsoraceae
Exons: 4
Coding region: 1-879 (292 amino acids)
Biological process (GO): protein phosphorylation
Molecular function (GO): ATP binding; protein serine/threonine kinase activity
Source: RefSeq, a predicted model, not a curated record